AUGGGCCAUUCUCGUGUCGAGGCAGAUGUGGUGUCGUAUAACUCUGCUAUGGGUGCUUGCAUGAAGGCGGGCCAGCAACACCACGUACCUGAGUUGUUCCAGCAACUUUGUGCCGUCCAAGUUCCUCCUGACCUAGUGACAUUCAACACCAUGAUGCGCGCAUGCGGUGUGCAUUGGCAGAAAGUCUGUGACCUGUUGCAAGAUCUAGCAGUCAGUAGCUUGGAGCCCGACCUUGUUACCUACAGCUCGGCGAUGAGCGUCUUCGAGAAGCAUGGGCACUGGGAGAAAGUCCUGGGGCUGCAAGAGGAGCUUUCUGUGAACGAGGUGGAGACGGAUAGGAUUCUCUGGAAUUCCAUUGUCAGCGCCUGUGCCAAGGGAAGCCAGUGGGAGCGUGCGGCAUGGGCUCUGGAGACCGUGCGGCCGGCGAGCUUGAGGGCGGACAUCAUCACCUACAAUGCUGCCAUCAACGGAUUGGGAAAGGGAGGAGAGUGGGAGCUCGCCCAUCAGAGGCUUGUGGAACUGAAGGCCAGGCAGUGCCAGGCCAACCUCGUGACUCACAAUGCAGUCAUCAACAGCAACACUGCGCGCCAGAAGUGGCAGGAGGCUUGGACAGCAUUGCGCGGCGUCGCUGAGGCAGGGAUGGAAGCAGACGUUAUCUCUUUCAACUCAGCCCUCAGUGCUGGAGGAAGUGGAGGCAGUGGUCCAUGGAAGGGGAGUUUAUCUGGAUUCGAGGACUUGCAGCGUCGCGGUUUGCGGGUCGAUGCCGUGACCAUGAGCAGCCUGGUGGGCUGCGGGCCUAGUCAGUGGCACCUUGCAGUCAGCUUCCUGUCUCUUUGUGGAAGCAUGACUUUGCAAGGCAACAUCGUUCUUUGUAAUGCGGCUUUAGGCACCUGCUCCGACAGUGGGCUGUGGCAGCAGGGGCUGAGCAUCUUGCGCUCCCUCCCGGGUGCCAAGAUCCAGCCUGACCUCAUCACCUGCAGCGCUGCGCUGAGCGCCUGCGAGGCUUCUGAGAGAUGGCAGGAGGCGCUGCUUCUCUUAGAGGAGCUCCAGCACUUGCGGCCAGAUGUGGUCGCCUACGGGGCUGCAAUCAGUGCUUGUGAGAAGGGUGGCGAAUGGCGGCAGGCGCUUUCCCUUGCCCAGGAGCUUGUUGAGGGAGCCUUGCAGGCUAACCACAUCAUCUACAAUGCCUGCAUAAGCGCCUGUGAAAAAGGCGGCGAAUGGCAACGGGCGCUGGAUUUGCUCGGGAAGUUUGAAGACACAAGAUUGAAGAGUGACAUAGUGUCGUACAAUGCCGCCAUCAGCGCGUGUGAGAACGGCGGUCAGUGGCAGCAUGCGCUGCUUUUGCUCGAUGCGGUCGGGAUCAAACGCCUGAGGCGCGACAUCAUCACAUACACUUCUGCAAUCAGUGCGUGUGAUAAGGGUGAGGAGUGGGAGAUGGCUUUGGAAAUUCUGGAUGACCUGCAAACGAGCCGUCUCCAAGCCAACAUUGUAACCUACAACUCGACGAUCAGUGCGCUUGCCAAGGGCACGGAGUGGCAACAGGCAUUGUCAACCUUCGAGAUGCUGCAGCAGCGAGCAAUGCAAGUAGACAUUGUGACAAUCAAUCUGACAAUGAGUGCUUGCGGAGCUGGAGAGCAGUGGCAGUUGGCCUUGCAGUUUCUCACGGAAGCGCAGAAUACGGUGUCUGAACAUCGCAUUUUGGCGAACAUCGUAACCUACAAUGCCGCAAUCAGUGCUUGUGAAAAGGUUGGGCACUGGCGCAUGGCAAUGUUCUUAUUCUCAGCACUGCAGAAAACGAAACAGCAGCCAGAUGUCAUCAGCUACAAUGCUACCAUCAGCGCCUGUGAGAAGACCGACCAUUGGCAGCAAGUGCUGUUGCUGUUUUCAGAGUUGCAGGCCAUGGGACAGGCGUCUGUCAUAUCCUUCGCGAACGCGCUGGGCGCCUGUGGCCGCAGCGGCCAUGCAGCGGAGUCUCCCGAGCUCCUCGGGGGUUUGGAGCGGAGCACGGCAGGGCUGAUGCCGGAACCAGCUGGGCGGCGAGAAAAGGGAGAGACCCAGCCCUGGGUCAACCUCGGCUUUCAAAUUUAA
Symbiodinium sp. CCMP2592 is the source of this 2088-nucleotide messenger RNA. Lineage: Eukaryota; Dinophyceae; Suessiales; Symbiodiniaceae. The record is from the annotation of a GenBank genome assembly.